UCAAGACAAUCAGUGUGAUCAUAUGGGCUGCACAGUUUGUGCUCAUUAGUCAGUGUUUGUUUGUGUUUCUCUGCCAAGAUCAUGAAGCCUCAAGAGGCAGAGCUGGUUGCUGAAAUCUCAAAGCUGCAAUGCAUGGUCACAGAGCUGAAAACAGGCUUUAGCAACGCACUGUCAGAGCUCAGUGAGAUCCAGCAGGGAGACAUGGACCUGAGGGAGAAGCUGGAGGAGAGCAGGAGGAGCUGUCAGAAAAAAGCCCUUSGACUGGAGACUCUCGUGGAGUCUCUGAGGGAGGAACUUUAUGUGAUGAGGGGUCAGAUCGUUCAGCUGUACAGCAACAGAUAUGAACACAACUCCACAUCCAAACAAAGAUGCUCGACACCAGGUGGCGCUGCAGCUCCUGCACUCUGAGUGGGAAUACGUGUUGACCCUGAACCAGCUGUAUGACCAGUAUAAAACACCUGCUUCUCACCACACCACCGCAGAGCCACAGAAGACGUUUGUGACGUUUGUGGAGCAGCUGCUGCAGCGACAUGUUCUCUUCAGAAACACCCUGCAGGAGCGUCUGUACGCUGAACACUGGAAGUCUCUGCUUGGAGAUAUUCUGGUGCAACUCGUUGGCCAAAACGAUACAGCUUUUUCAGACAUCUACCUGGGAUACACAACCAGUCUGGCUUCAUUCCUCCCACUGGAGUUCUACAGACUAAACCAGCCUGAGAAAAGUCACAAAAUGCAGAGAGGUCAGAUGGAGAGGGAGGAGAUGAAACUGCUCUCUUUGCUCCUGGCACCCACGGCUCGCAUACACAGUUACCUGAGUCACAUUCAG
Austrofundulus limnaeus is the source of this 823-nucleotide messenger RNA. RefSeq names its product rho guanine nucleotide exchange factor 33. The record is from RefSeq and is a predicted model, not a curated record. Gene Ontology annotation, molecular function: guanyl-nucleotide exchange factor activity. Lineage: Eukaryota; Metazoa; Chordata; Actinopteri; Cyprinodontiformes; Rivulidae.